AUGUCUGCCUUUGAUCAGAGGAACCAGAGCAUGCAGCACACAGAGCCUGGGACAGUCUGCAUCACGCCUCGAGUGAAGCCAAGGGGUGAGAUGUUUGUCUUUAUUGAUGGGAAAUGGGUGAACGACAUCUACUGCCAGCCACCCUUUUCUUCACACCAGAAACUCUUUAGCAAGAAGGCACAGAAUGAGUGGAGCAUCUGGGAGGAGAACAGAGCACUCCGGCAGGAAAACCAAACCCUAUGGAUCAAAAACAGGAUGCUCUGGGAAGAAAACAAGGCCCUGCAGUAUCUUCAGUCACAGAACAAAUCUGUCCAGGUAAUUUACACUGAUGCUAUUCAGAGAAGCCUCAAGAACAAAAAUAAACCUUUUCCACUCUUCCAAGAGAGGAGUACAGGCUCUCAGCUCAGCCUGGGCAACAAAGCUCUCCAGGCAGUCCAGGAAAAGAAUAAAAUAUUUGAAGAUUUCCAGCAGGAGAAUAAAGAACUCCCUAUUACCUGGAAAGGCCAAAAAGCCAUCACAGCCCAUGAAGAGAGCAAAGAUGCCCGCUCAGAUCUUCAGAAGAGCGCUGAGACCAUUGCAGCUGUGGAAAAGAGUAACCCUGGCCCAGUCCCCCAGCAGGAAUGUGAAGGUAAAAAGAAAAGCACUACUCCAACUCAGAACAAGACUGAGUCUGCCCCAAGUACACCGGGAGAGCAUGAAGUCCUCAGGGUUCUCCAGGAGUUAUGUGAGCUCCUCCACACCUUCCUGAAAAUGAGCCAUCCCCCUGGGGAGAAACAGUGCUGUCACAAUCUCUAUGACGUGAACAGAUCCUUCCAAGAAGAUUACAAUAAGCUGAAGCUGCAGCUGAAGGCUGUGAAAAACACUGUGUCAGACAUCACAGUUCAAAUGGACAUGCUGGAAAAGGAGAUCAUUGCCAUCACUACCCCAGUGUAUGAGGAAGCAGGACAGAAGCUGGCAACUGAGCAUCAGCUUGGAGACGUGUGA
This is a messenger RNA of Melospiza georgiana, 984 nucleotides long. It is a transcript of the gene CBY2, whose product is annotated as chibby family member 2. Lineage: Eukaryota; Metazoa; Chordata; Aves; Passeriformes; Passerellidae. The transcript has a single exon. The record is from RefSeq and is a predicted model, not a curated record. The coding region runs from base 1 to 984 and encodes 327 amino acids.